AUGUUCGAAGCGAAGGUUCGGGCACGCAACCAAAAGGCGAAGGCGACGGAUGCGGCGCUCGCAUCGGUGAGCAGCAAGAGCGCGGUGGGAGAGAAGGCGAAGAAGCGCGGGCGCAUGGACGAAUUCUCUGGCGAGGGUGGCGUGGCGGCAAAGAAGGCGGCCGACGAAUCGAUUGUCCUCUACCUCGCGGGGACGCGCACAUCGGAGCGCCAGUGCGAGCACCCGCUCUUCCUCAACAUGUUGCGCCCCGUCGCCGCCGCCGGCCAGGGAUAUGUUCCCCCCAAGCGGCACUACGUCGGAGGCGCCGGCCUGCAAGACUGCAAGCAGCGGAUCGAGAAGGCGUUGUCGCCCGUUACGAAGUCGUGGAGGGAGACGGGCGUGACGAUCUCCAGCGACAUGAUGCAGGACAAGAGCGGCCGCGCGCAGAUGAACGUCAUACGCAUCAACGACACUGGAGCUGUCUUCGUUGAGGCGGUUGACUGCAAGGCUGCGACGAAGAGUGGCACGUUCAUCGCUGGCGUCGUGCGGCCGAUCAUCGAGCGCAUCGGGGCCGAGCACGUCGUCGCGCUGUGCACGGACGGCGGCAGCAACUACAAAGCUGCUGGCAGGCUGCUGCAGAAGGAGUGGCCGCAUCUCGACCUCGUUCCCUGCGCCACGCACGUGAUGGAUCUGCUGAUGGAGGACAUCGGCAAGAUGGACUGGGCGCAGGUGAUCGUGACUCAGGCCGACAAUAUCAUCAACUUCGUGUGCGGUCACCAGUGGACGGCGAGAAGAAAUCGCUGCGGGGCCCUGCGCCCGGCAGGCACGCGCUUUGGAACGCAGUACAUCGCAGUGUCUCGUCUGCGCGACAUUCGCCCCCAGCUGCAGGCGAUGGUGGCGCACAAGGACUGGGCGGAGAAGGGGGGGGACACGCUGACGGGAUCGGAUUUCGAGGGGUGGGUGAGCGACUCGGCGUGGUGGAAGAAGGUGGACUUCUUCGUGCAGCUGAUGGAGGUGUUCUACAUCGUGAUGCGGAGGACGGAUUCAGCGGCGAAGGGGAUGAUGGGUCAGCUUUACGACAUCAUGCUGCAGCUGACAGAGGAGUUGGAUAAGCUGCUGGAUGGGAGGGAGUGCAAGCUGAGCAGGGUGGAUAAGGAGAAGGUGAGGGAGCAUUUGAGGAGGCGUUGGGACGAGAGCCUGGCAUGCCCCCUCCACGUGGCAGACCGGAUCUUGAACCCGGCCAACCAGGAGGAGGGGAUCUUUCUGCAGGACCUGGAGUGCACCAAGGUCAUGCAGGAGUGGCUGGAGCGCCAGCAGGUCUUCGUAGACACGUACUGGGGGAAGGCCCGCGGCAAGAAGGGGCCGGUGCGGCCGCUGCACGAGGCGGUGACGGCCUACAUCAACGGCGAUGGGAAGUUCGGCUCUGAUACCGCGAUCAAGGGGCGUAAGGAGAUUCAGCUGGGGAAGGGGAACGUGAUGCUGUGGUGGCAGUACAAUGGAUGGGAGUACCUUGACCUGGCGCGUCUUGCGCGCCGCACGCUUUCCCAGACGAACCGGCUCGGGUCGGAGAAGGUCCGCGACCUUGUGUACAUCGCGCACAACUGGAAUGUUGUGCGCGAUGUCCACAAGGGUGCGGAUGACGCAGGGCCUAGUGUGGUGGGAAGGAAGGGGGGGGUGGUGGAGGGGAACAUUACCCCCCCUCCCCUCCCCGAGGGGUACAAAUUGGAGGAGGAUGGGGAGGUGGAGGCGGAUGAGGACGACGUGUGCAUCGAUGAGUGGGAGGGGCAGGAGGAGGAGGAGGACGAGGCGGAGGAGGAGGACGAGGCGGAGGAGGAGGAGUAG
Molecule: messenger RNA, 1821 nt
Organism: Closterium sp. Naga37s-1
Lineage: Eukaryota; Viridiplantae; Streptophyta; Zygnematophyceae; Desmidiales; Closteriaceae
Source: the annotation of a GenBank genome assembly